Fusarium redolens is the source of this 3162-nucleotide messenger RNA. RefSeq lists its product as uncharacterized. The transcript has 14 exons. NCBI's taxonomy places the organism in Eukaryota, Fungi, Ascomycota, Sordariomycetes, Hypocreales, Nectriaceae. The record is from RefSeq and is a predicted model, not a curated record. Bases 10 to 3162 code for a protein of 1050 amino acids.
AUUUAUCUUAUGGAGAGCCCCAACCCCUCUCUCCCUUCUCUUUUGUCCUACCUUUUGUUCGCAAAGGUAGAAGUCACUCUAGAUUCUUCACACACUAACCCAUACCACAUCAUGGCCAAUUCCUCUUUAAACCCACCAUCAACCCUCUUCAAGGGCUUGUCACUUGCAGAUCAUCCGAGCUCUGCUGAAAAUGGGAGCCAAUCCACUCCCGGGCGUUCAUCCCCAAGGACAUUUGACCUCUCAUUUUCUUCACCUAGUUCUGGUCCUGGUCCUUCUUCUUCAUCUGAUGGCGUUUUUGUUUCCGGCCACCAGUCUCCGAACCAAAAUGUCAGCUCCAGAAACGUCUUACAAUUCGGGGGCGAUGACCAAGAUUCUUCAUCACUUCAGACCCAGCCAUUCUCAUUCCAGUCGCUCCAUAAUAUGACACCUCUUCCUUCACGCUCGCCUUCGCCUUUGCCUUCUCGCGCAACACCUCCACAACAACAGUCUUCUCAGCUGUUUUCGUCUUUCAUGACUCCACCUGCAAGAACUACCCGAGCACAAUCUACAAGCAAUUCUCAGGUACCUCCAUUCUCGUUCAAUUCCCUAUCUAGUCCAGCGUCGGACAGUAGACAGCGAUCUUUGUCAUUUGUAUCAUCAACUGUUUCAACUCCAAGCCGAACACAGCUGGAAACGCCGGACUCAAUUUAUAUGGCGUCCCCAAAUCCAGAGCCACCAGCGCUUGUCAUUCCUUAUGAUACUAGAACAGAAUUAGCAUUUCCUCAUGCUCUAUUUACUUCCGUCUUUCAAGAUGCAUUGAAACAAGGCCCCGACAUAGCCCAGAAGGCUGUAAAGGCAAUUGAAAAGAUGCAAGCCGGGAACCCGGGCAUUCUUGACUCAGAUGUUAGCAAGUUUUUGGAUGACGCAAAAGACCUGCAACAAUUCCAGGGUAGCGACACACGCACAAUUGCCGUACUGGGUGAUUCGGGAGAAGGAAAGAGUAGUCUGAUCAAUUCACUGCUUCACUUUCCUGGUGUUGCUCAAACAGGCGACAUCGGAUCCGCCUGCACCUCAGUCGUUACUGAAUAUCGACAGAAGAAAGCAGGACAUACUGCCCCGAUCACCAUCGAUGUCGAGUAUCUUUCAGCGCCUGAGAUCCGGGAUAUGAUACAAGAACUUCUGUGGAGCUACAGACAGCUGUAUCUUCCUGGUGUCGAGUCGGAUGAGACCUCAGAACAAGAUUACAACGGCUACAUGAGAGAAUCCGAACAGGCAUGGUCUGCUCUGCAUGCAGCGUUCAAACACAAAAGGCAGUUCACGAAGAAGUUUGCCCAAGAUAUGUCCAAUGGGGCUCUGGAGAGGAUCACCGGUCAGCUCAUUGAGUGGGCUCAGGAGACUGAGUGGCCGGCAGGCGGCGUUGACGGGUUUUGGACAUCAACAGCGCAGACAGCCGACGAAUGUGUUGAGCAUACGAAACUAUUUAUGCAAGACAAAUUUUGGCCAUUCACUAAAAUCAUUCGCGUAUAUCUCAACUCCCAAGUACUCAAGACUGGAGUUGUCCUCGCGGAUCUGCCUGGACUCCAAGACACGAAUCUGGCGAGGGUUCGAGCCACUCAAGAUUAUCUCAUGAAAUGUGACAACAUUAUAAUUGUUGCUAAGAUAUCCCGUGCCAUCACCGACCAAUCCCUCAAAUAUUCGCUCUUUUACGUUUUAUCUCGCCAUAUGCCAACAGAGUGGGAAGAGUCUGGCGCAAAAAGGUUGAACGUUGCAGUUGUUUGUACUAAGUCAGAGGAAAUCAACCUUGUGACAGCAAGACGUGAAUUUUGCGGUCCAAACAAGGCUAUCUCGAUUGCUACUAUGGAAAGCCUGGAUAGUGAGAUUGAUACGGCAAAGUCCUCGGGGGACAGAAAAAGAAAGAAGGAUGCCAAAAAACAGCAGGAGCUUCUCUUAGUCCAAGCGCGGAAUGAGCAUGUCAAAAGAAAUCUCCAAACAGCUUACUCGUCAGAGAUGGAUGGCAGAAACUUGGAUGUAUUUUGCGUGUCUAACAAGUGGUACGAAAAGUAUUGCCCUAAAGGAAACAACACAUUUGUGGACGCCAGCGGUAUUCCAGACCUUCGACGUUUCUGUCACACACUGACUGCAGAUGCUCAGUUGAAUGAAGCGAAACAUUAUCUUAGGUCUAGAUUAUCUGCGCUUCUGAAUUCGCUUGAUCUGUGGGCGAACAGCUCGCUUGACGAGCAAGACAAGAUUGAAGAGCUAGAUGACUCCGUCCGAGCAAAGGCGAAAGAGGCUUUAGAUCAGAUUCCAAAUCUAGUCGCGACCUUCCGGCAGGACUUUACUGAAUGCUUCCAAGAGCAGAUAAUGACCUUCUUUGGUCAGAGAGACUAUCAUUGGGAUCAAGCUGCUAGUAAGGAAGGUUUGGUGUGGACAACUUGGCACUGGAGUCAGUACAACGCAUGGUGUCUUAAAUACGGUGAUCACCAGACACCGAAGCGAGGGCGCGAGGACUGGAACGCAAAAAUUAUCUGGAAGAUGCGAAUGGAGCUUGAAGGCCAAUGGGACAUUGUGGAAGAAGAGGUGACAGAUGUAUUCUCGGCCAUGCUCCACGGUGCGAUGAGUCUUUUGGACUCCUUGAAAUCUGGUUUAUCUCAUUCGCUUCCUCCGCAGCAUGUCAACCCAAUUGCUCAAAGUAUUACUGCUCAAAUCGAAAAUCUUAAGUAUAGGAUGAGCAGAGAAGAAAGGAGAUUGCAUGCAGAAGUUAGAGUUAUACGAAGGUACGCGUCGGAAUCGAAUUACAACUCCUAUGUGCUUCAAGACAUGAUUCCCCAGUAUCGGUCUGCGGCUAGUCAAAAAGAAGGUGACGGUAAGGCUGCACGUCAAAAAUCGAUCAUCCAAGGAUAUAUUGAAGAGGGAGUCAUAUUCCCAAAAAUGUCCAUCGCAAUCUCCGACAGAAUGAGUCAGUUAAUCACAGAAACCUCGGGAAGGCUCACCAGCUUGCUUAGUGAUGUCUUCAAAGUUGUCAAAACUGAUUUAGAUAUCGCUCUUCAAUCCUAUAAAAGAUCGGAAGUAAGCCCAGCAACUCAUGACAGAGAAAGACAGAGCAAGAUAAGGGAUUUCGCAAAAGAGAUUGAGAGUUUGAAGCAGCAACAUAAGUAUCUACUGCAGAGCUUUGAGGCAAUUUAG